Molecule: messenger RNA, 520 nt
Organism: Paramecium octaurelia
Lineage: Eukaryota; Ciliophora; Oligohymenophorea; Peniculida; Parameciidae
Source: the annotation of a GenBank genome assembly
AAUAUAAUUAAAUGGUUAGCAGAUUAAGAAAAUGUAGAAAGAUGAGAGGACAUGUCUGCCAUGGUUAUGGUAGAGUUGGUAAACAUAGAAAACAUCCAAGUGGUAGAGGUGUUUCAGGAGGUUUGACACAUCAUAGAAUCAACUUCAAUAAAUAUCAUCCAGGAUAUUUCUAAAAAGUAUCUAAAUCAAUUAUAAAUAGACUGGAAUGAGACAUUUCCAUUUAAAGAAGAACACACUUCAUAAACCAGUUGUUAAUAUUGACAAAUUAUGGUCUCUUGUUACAGACGAAACUAGAGAAAAAUAUUCCAAAUCAAAAGAUAAGGCUGCAGUCAUUGAUGUUACAAAGGCAGGUUAUUUCAAGGUUUUGGGUAAAGGAAGAUUACCAAAUCAACCAGUUGUUGUCAAGGCUAAAUUCUUCAGCAAAACUGCAGAGAGAAGAAUCAAGGCUGUUGGUGGAGCAUGUAUACUUGUUGCCUGAUACAUUAUAUACAUUAAAACAACAUUUGUCAAUGUCUUUAGA